AUGGCACGGCCACGGUUCAUGCUAAUAACGUACCCAGCAAUGGGACACAUCAACCCAACCCUACAAUUCGCCAAGCGACUCGCCGCAGCCACCGAGGCAGACAUCACCUUCGCCAUCCAACUCUCGGCCUACCGCCACAUGUCGAAGGGAUCCGACGAGGCGAUGAAAGACAUCGAAACCGCAAAUGGGUCGCUCAUAUCCUUCGCGCCAUUCUCCGUCGACGGUUUCGACGACACUUUCGGCAUGGGCUCUCAAAAGACCGUCCAAAACCUUAUCUCCGAGACGGCGCGUUGCGGCACGCAAGCCAUAACCGAUCUCGUCGUUUCGGCCCGAGACGACGGACGUCCCUACAGUUUAUUGGUCUACACACUUCUCCUCCCGUGGGCGGGGGUCACCGCCGACAAGCUCCGCCUCCCGUCGGCCAUGUUGUGGAUUCAGCCGGCGAUGGUCUUCGCCAUUUACUAUCACUACUUCUACGGUAGUGGUGAUAUCAUUAGGGAGCUUUGUGCCAAGGGUGACUACAACUCUUCGAAAACGACAUUGCCUGGAUUGUCGUUGGAGCUGACUCGCCGUGAUUUGCCGUCGAUUAUGGAUCCCGAAGAUACUUAUUACGUAGCUCUACGUUCCUUUGAAGAAGAGUUCGAGAUGAUCGAGACUAGAAAUCAGAGGAGAAUACUUGUCAACAGUUUCGACAAGUUGGAGACUGAGGCUUUGAGAGCUGUUCCUGGUCUGAGUUUGAUCGGAGUUGGACCGUUGAUUCCGUUGGUCUUUUUGGAUGAUAAAUCACCUUUUGAAAACAAGUCCAAGGACAAGUACAUCGACUGGCUGAACUCGAAGCCUAAAGCGACGGUGGUUUACGUGUCGUUUGGGACUCUUUGGUUACCUCCAAAGCAACAGUUGGAGGAAAUAGCCAAAGGGUUGUUGGAUUUCGGUCGUCCUUUCUUGUGGGUCAUUAGAGAAAGGACUCAGAACGACGAGAAAGGUGAUGAUGAUGGUGAACUGAGUUGCAGAGAAGAGUUGGAUAAGCUUGGAAUGAUAGUGCCAUGGAGUUCUCAAGUAGAGGUUUUGUGUAAUGAGUCAAUUGGGUGUUUUGUGAGUCAUUGUGGUUGGAACUCGACGCUGGAGACCUUGGCGUCGGGGGUUCCGGUGGUGGCGAUCCCGAGGCGGUCGGAUCAAUGGACUAGCGCUAAGCUGAUUGGGGAUGUGUGGAAAACAGGAGUGAGAGUGAAGAGCAAUAAGAAUGAAAUCGUUCCAAGUGACGAGAUCAAGAGAUGUUUGGAGUUGGUCAUGGGAGAAAAUGGUGAGGAAAAUGGGGUGGAAAUAAGAAGAAAUGCAAAGAAAUGGAAGGAUUUGGCUAGGGAGGCUCCCAAGGAAGGUGGCUCUUCGGACAAAAAUAUCAAGGCUCUUGUGGCGGAGAUGAUUCAGGGAACUCAAGUUUGA
Molecule: messenger RNA, 1440 nt
Organism: Humulus lupulus (European hop)
Lineage: Eukaryota; Viridiplantae; Streptophyta; Magnoliopsida; Rosales; Cannabaceae
Product: phloretin 4'-O-glucosyltransferase-like
Exons: 1
Coding region: 1-1440 (479 amino acids)
Molecular function (GO): UDP-glycosyltransferase activity
Source: RefSeq, a predicted model, not a curated record